Molecule: messenger RNA, 702 nt
Organism: Sphenostylis stenocarpa
Lineage: Eukaryota; Viridiplantae; Streptophyta; Magnoliopsida; Fabales; Fabaceae
Source: the annotation of a GenBank genome assembly
AUGGCUGCAGAACAAGUUCUUAGAUUGCUAGAUUCCUUCUGGUUUGAGGCAUCAAUUCUCUCCAACAAAACCCCUUCAGCCUCUCACAACAUCAAGGUGGAGGAAGUGCUUCCUCUUGAUGCAAAGCUUUCACUAGUUCCAACUCCAAGCCUAGAAGUGAGGUCCUACAGUGACCAAAACUUGGACUCCACAACAUGUACUUUCUGUGAUUCCCCUUCACCGAAUUCUGUGCUCACCCUUCAAGGGCUGAGGACGAUCCCUUCUGAGAGGGAAAUCAUAGAAUUCUCUAGUGGAAUUCAUGGAAAGGAAAGUGUAAACUUUAAGACAAAACAAAAGGGGUUUAGGCAUGGAAGAAGGCUCAGCAAAGAGAGAACCAGCAGGAGCCUAUCAGAGCUUGAGUUUAAGGAGCUAAAAGGGUUUAUGGAUUUGGGGUUUGUGUUCUCUGAAGAGGACAGGGAUUCAAAAUUGGUUUCCUUGAUACCAGGUUUGCAAAGAUUGGGAAGAGAUGAAGAUGAAGGGCAAGGUGAUGAAGGUGUGGUUUCUGAUAAUAUACCUUAUUUGUCUGAGGCUUGGGAUGUUUUGGACCAAAGGGAGAUGAAAAAUCCUUUGCUGAAUUGGAGGGUACCAGCUAGGGGUAAUGAAAUUGACAUGAAGGACAAUCUUAGGUUCUGGGCUCACACAGUUGCAUCCAUUGUAAGAUAA